Messenger RNA from Gregarina niphandrodes, 1044 nucleotides. RefSeq lists its product as hypothetical. Bases 1 to 1044 code for a protein of 347 amino acids. The transcript has a single exon. The record is from RefSeq and is a predicted model, not a curated record. NCBI's taxonomy places the organism in Eukaryota, Apicomplexa, Conoidasida, Eugregarinorida, Gregarinidae.
AUGCUCUGUUACGACGAUCAUGACGCGUGGAGUGGACUGGAGUACGAGUUGGCGAAGCAGCGACAUGGCGCGCGAGGCAACGUCUAUUUUAUGGUGAACGAGAAGGGCGGUCGGGUGGCGGGGGAAUUGGACAGCGAAGUGUUGUCGGGGGACCCGGACUGUGAGGCGCUGUCUCCCCUGCUCACUAAGGUCCUGGUCCCGGAAGCGCCCUCUCUCUCCUGGCUCGGCCUUUGGGAAACUGUUAGCAAACGGUUCGGUCGACGAUCCAACCGACGAACAGCAGCCAGACGCAAGGCAGUAGAGACGAUGGAAAUGAUCCCGGCGGCGGCGAACAGGAUCGCCUGGGUCGGUGUGCAAUUUGAACACGCGGGAGCGCUGCGCACGACAAGACGCACAUUGGCGGCGGUCACGGCCUGCGUUGCGUUCCGGCGCGACCUGCUUGGGGCCGUGCCCUAUAAGCGUCUCUGGGCUUGGCUCAACGCCAACCUUUGGACGGAAGGCCUGGCGCUCCGCGUCCAGAACGUUCGUUCCUCCCCUUCGAAACCGGCCAUGAUUAAAGCGAAGGACCUGGCUACGGCGGACCUGGCUACGGCGGACCUGGCUACGGCGGACCUGGCUACGGCGGACCUGGCUACAGCGGACCUGGCUACGGAGGACCUGGCUACGGAGGACGCAUUGACUGCGUUCGCUGCGUUCGCGUUAGCACGGUGUUACGAGGCUGCCCCGAACUCGCGAGUUACGCGGGAGGUGUUGCGGCGAGCGUUGCUUAACAUGUUCCCUGGCGAUAAGUGUCCGCUCACGGACGACCAGAUCAAGCGGGUUGUGGGGUACGCAUUCAUGACCGGAGCGACGGCGGAAAUGGCCAAAGGAUUUGGCUGCAACGGAACUGCACUUCUCGUACCCGAAGAAUGGAUCAUAUACGACUGCUGGUUAUCUAACGGACGCAACCAAGCCGAAUCAUGCAAGACCAAAAACACACACCUAGGAGCCCUAGCAAAGAGGCUCCCGCAGAACAGCUUUAGACUCGACGCCGUGGAUGGGUGA